AUUCCAAGCCGCAAACGGUCUCUAAAAUCAUUCUUAAGGGAGGAUAAAAAAUACCUGCAGCCUCGCAUAAAACCUGCUGUUAACGAGUUAUUGAAAAAGCUAUUUCAAUGGCGGGAAGAAUCUUAAUCGGAAGUGCCGCAUUUCUCCGGCGGGCGAUUUCCACCUCAAAUCUUACCUCCUCGUUUCAAGAAAUCCACCAUGUUUCUGCUAAACCAGUUCCUACUUCCUUCAAUCAUCCCAAAAUUUCCCGCAAUCAAUCUAAUCUCCUACACAAGAUCGGGUUCACACAAUCCCAAAUCCGCGAUUUCCUUUCACAGAAUCAUCUCUUCUUGACCAAUUCCAAUUUUCAGGACAUUGAAGCUUCUCUACCGGUUCUUCUAUCCUUCAAAAUUCCCCCGAAGGAUCUCGUUUCCACGGUGAUCGACUGUCCCGCAGUUCUGGACUUGGAAUUUCUGAAGAAAUGGGAGGUAAGUUUGUCCCUAAUCGAAUUACCCAAUGUUUCUGUAUCCGUGAUUCGGAGUAUGCUGGUAUUAUCCAAACGGUUCCAGCUCGACCCGAGUAUUUUUCGUAGAACUGUAGAUUUAUUGAAACGUUUUGGGCUUAGUGAUGCUGCUGUAACUAGGGUUUUAGAGGAUUACCCUGAAAUAGUGUUCACGAACGAGGAAGAAAUCUUGCGAACGAUUGAAUUUCUGAUGGGAAUUGGAAUCCGAAAGGAUGAAAUUGAUCGAAUCAUUUGUUCGAUUCCCAGAGUUCUAGGAUUUAGGGUUGAUGGCAGAUUGAAGAGUUUGAUUUCUGAGUUCAACGAUCUGGGGUUCAAUCAAAACGUGAUUGCAAGAGAAAUUGUUAGGGAACCGAGAAUUUUAGCCACAGAAUUAGGAGAAGUUUCAAGAUGUCUCGAGUUGCUUGGACGUCUGAAAUGCAGGAACUCAAUCAAGGAGAAAAUAUUUAGAGACGGUGCUUUAAGAGCUGCAUUUGAAGUGAAACAGAGAGUUGAUUGUUUAUGUAAACAUGGGCUGAUUCGUACAAGAGCAUUUAAAUUGCUAUGGAAAGAGCCGAGGUUGGUCACUUAUGAAAUAGAGAACAUUGAAAAGAAAAUUGACUUCUUGAUCCAUAAGAUGAAAUUUGGUGUUGACAGUUUGAUUGAUGUUCCUGAAUAUCUGGGAAUAAAUUUCGAAAAACAGAUUGUUCCUCGUUACAAUGUGAUUGAAUAUUUGGAAUCAAAAGGCUGGCUUGGUUCUCAGGUUGGAUUGAGGGAAAUUAUCAAGCCUAGCAGGCUCAGGUUCUACAACCUUUUUGUUAAGCCUUAUCCAGAAUGUGGGAAGAUGUUUGGGAAAUUUGCAGGAGACAACAAAACGGAGAGCCCGAGUCGGCAUCCUAUUGGACUAUGGACGGUCUUCAAACCUCAAAGAUAUCCAGAAUCAAAAGAGGACACUAAGAACAUGAAGUCCUUCAUGGAAUCUCUCGUUUAGUGAAAGCUUGGUAAGAAGGAAGAAGAAAGGGAUCAUCUAGUUAUGGGAAGGCAGCGAAUCAAGCAGACAUAUGGAUUACUCAAAAGCACAGGCUCUGAAGCAAAUGAUGGGAACCUGAGUGACAUUUUGUCGAAUUUUAUACUGUGCAAACUGUCCUAAUAACACGGCUUGGUAAGAGCAGCAGGAGACGACCUACUGGACAGCUGGGGGUUGAGAUAUAGGUCACUCUAAUUGCCAACGGCCUCUGAUGCUGUUGAAAACGAUGGAGUCUGAACUUUGGUUUUGUUAAGCUUGCCCUUAUUGGAUGAAAACGCAUUCGAGUUUUAUUAAGCCGAUAACUUCCUCACGACAUUGUUCCUGUUAGAUCUUGUAUUUACACAGUAGCCAAUCAAUCAAAUGUAGGACACCGAAAGAAUGUGGUUGGGAUGUACGGUUGAACUUGGUAAGUUGAACCGGCUCCUAGAAUGUUUGGACAAGUUUUGAAUUCAUUUGUUCAAACAUGCUGUUAGAAAUGUGGUUUUUUAUUCAUUUGCUCUUCAAACAUGCUGAUAGUGAUAGAAAUAAGUAUCACAUUGUCCAUUUUUGUUGAAGAUCCAUUCUUUUCACAAAA
Molecule: messenger RNA, 2079 nt
Organism: Benincasa hispida (wax gourd)
Lineage: Eukaryota; Viridiplantae; Streptophyta; Magnoliopsida; Cucurbitales; Cucurbitaceae
Product: Mitochondrial transcription termination factor family protein
Biological process (GO): regulation of DNA-templated transcription
Molecular function (GO): double-stranded DNA binding
Source: RefSeq, a predicted model, not a curated record